AUGGAGGAAAAUCUUCCGCCUGGUUUUCGGUUUCAUCCGACAGACGAAGAACUCAUUACUUACUAUCUGAGCAACAAAGUUUCCGAUUUCGAGUUCACGACAAGGGCUGUUGCUGAAGUUGAUCUUAACAAGUGUGAACCAUGGGACCUCCCAGCGAAAGCAUCAAUGGGAGAAAAAGAGUGGUACUUUUUCAGCCUAAGAGAUCGAAAGUACCCAACCGGGCUAAGGACAAACCGAGCAACAGAGGCGGGCUACUGGAAGACAACCGGUAAAGACAAGGAAAUAUUACGAGGCAAUGUGUUGGUGGGCAUGAAGAAAACACUUGUUUUCUACAGAGGCAGAGCUCCCAAGGGCCAUAAAACCAACUGGGUCAUGCACGAAUAUCGGCUCGAAAACAAGCUACCCUUCAAACCCACCAAGGAAGAAUGGGUGGUCUGUAGAGUGUUUGAAAAGAGUACCACAAUUAGAAAGUGUGAGCAACAGACGACACGAGCAGUAUCCCCCGAAAUCGUGCUAAACGACCAACUCGGAGGAGAUGACGAGCUGUCGUAUUUCACUACUACUAAUAAUAAUGAGUUACAACAACAGCAGCAGCAGCACUACAACAACAUGAACAUAAGCACGAACAUGAUGAUGAGCGACUUGCCAUCGUUGGCCAAUAUCAACUCUUUGCUUCUCACAGCAUUGCAGCUCAGAACAUCAGCACAUAAUAAUAAUCAUGUGAACUACCCGUUUAUGCAUAUGCCUCCACUUGAACAUUAUUUCGACACUUCAACAUCGAAGCCUGUCUUAGAAUCACAGCUCCCACCGCGAACCAUGGAUGACCAACACUUCAAUGUCGAAUCCAAUAAUAUUUGGAGUUCCACGACUGAUCAUCUCUGGUGGGAGCCCGCCCUUGAGGCUGCAAAGGUGAAGGCUGGCCUGGUCGAGGAGCCCCGAAAAGUUCGAGAAGACUAG
This is a messenger RNA of Striga hermonthica, 957 nucleotides long. The record is from the annotation of a GenBank genome assembly. Lineage: Eukaryota; Viridiplantae; Streptophyta; Magnoliopsida; Lamiales; Orobanchaceae.